AUGGAUCUAUCUUCGUUUCCCCUCGAUGCUCAGAUGUGCACCCUGGUCUACGAAAGUUUUAACUAUAACAGCGACGAGGUGAAGAUGCGUUGGGACAAAAAGAAUGUCUACCAACUGAAACAUUUCAGUUUGCCAGAUUUUGAUCUUGUCAAUAUUUCAACCUGGCACCAAAACCAUGAAUCGCCUGCAGGUAUUUGGGACCAACUGUUUGUCACAUUCACCUUCCAACGUCGGUACAUAUGGUAUAUACUUCAGGCGUACAUACCCACCUACCUGACGAUUUUUAUCAGCUGGGUCAGUUUUACGCUUGGUCCAUAUGCAAUACCGGCUCGAACGAUUUUGGGAGUCAAUUCGCUGUUGGCUAUGAUAAUGAUGUUCGGUAACAUAAUGCGCAAUCUACCCAGGGUCAGUUACGUAAAGGCUAUAGGUAAAGUUUCAUUUAUUGCAUAUUUCCGAGAGUAUGAUAUGUCUGCAGAGUUGCCCUCACUGUAAUA
Molecule: messenger RNA, 494 nt
Organism: Soboliphyme baturini
Lineage: Eukaryota; Metazoa; Nematoda; Enoplea; Dioctophymatida; Soboliphymatidae
Source: the annotation of a GenBank genome assembly